CGGUCAACAUCUGCAAAAUACUUUUGAAAACAGGAGCAUUGUUAGCAAAGAUGCGUCGCUCAAGGAACAAGGUUCGUGUUGUGUUUAUGUGCUAUUUGCUAGCGUUGGCCCAGAGCCUGGAUUCAGAACCCAAAUGUUCGCGGUUCGACUACGAGGAGAGGCUUUUGGAGAAGAUGGUCCGACUGGAGUGGCAGUUCGAACGGCUCCAGGAGGAGUGGCGGGAGUCACGGUCCGCCAUGGUGGACGGGCGGGCGAAGGUAGAAAUUGCGCUGCAGGGGCACCUAGAACGCCUCGUGGACGCGGAGGAGAUGGCGCGAGUCAGUGUGUCUGUGAGCGAGAGGAGGAUUGAGGAAGUGAUACUUAAUGUUACUGAAACAGCGAACAAGGCACUUCUCAAACUGGAUGAGAAUAUUGGCGCCGGCUACACGCCUUCUUCAGGAAAGUUCACGUCUCCAACUUCCGGUUUGUACAUGUUUACAAUCCAGCUUUGUGUUGAGAAGGAUAGCAGUAUGUAUUUUGAGCUUAUCAAAGGUGGCACAGACCGCCUCCAGAUGUCACGAAUCUACAAUGCCGGCUCGAGCCAGUGUAACACGGCAGACGCCUUUGUCAUGUUGGCAAUGAACGAAACGGUUGCCGUCCAGGCUACAUCGAGCUACUCCAUUAAUAUUCAGACUGACGACUCAAUAUUCUGGAACACGUUCGCGGGAGUUCUUCUGCAUCAGAGUUAGACAUAAUUGUUAUUAGUCUCGAUCUGACAGUUUAUCAUGAGAUUACAGUGACGUAGCUAGCCCUCUUUUCAUGUGUAUUCACAACUGUGCUAGGAUUGUCCGGGGGCAUGCACCCUCGGAAAAUUUUGAAAACCAUGGUGCAAUCUGGUGCGCUCUGGGCGAUCUCAGGUGCUUUAUUUAGUACAGGAAAAUGGAAAGUUUUAGGAUCAUGAAGUCACUGCAACUUUGGCUGAUUUGUCUUGUCAGAAUCAUGUGGAUUAAGCCGCGUAGUCGCGUAUAGGCAGCUACGCGCCUGGAUUACUAUAUCAUCGGAAUUUCAGAACCAAUACAUGAAGUAUAGUAGUGAAGUUAGUAAUGUGUACUUGAAUUGCUAGUAGCACUAUUUCUUAACUGGAUCUUACUUGCUUAUAUCGACUAUCAUGAUAACCUUGUGAUUAUCUAUCUACUUGCUAUUAUACAUGUUUCGAACUUAUUAUAUUAUCAAAAUAAA
Messenger RNA from Mya arenaria, 1218 nucleotides. RefSeq lists its product as uncharacterized. The transcript is spliced from 2 exons. Gene Ontology annotation, molecular function: protein binding. Lineage: Eukaryota; Metazoa; Mollusca; Bivalvia; Myida; Myidae. Bases 51 to 728 code for a protein of 225 amino acids. The record is from RefSeq and is a predicted model, not a curated record.